AGCGUCCACCCCGUUUCCUCUGCAGAACACUCUUGCAUGCACUGUUCGUUCGCGCCCUUUUCCUUCCUCUCUUUUUCCUUGCGGAGUCGCCGUCGUUGACUUCCCGACGACUCUCCGUCCGGCGCGUCCGCGCUCUUUCUCGAGAACUCUUCACGCGCGCGACCAAGAUGAGGUAUAGCCUGCCGGUUGCGAAGAGAACUCGGGCUCAAACCCGUUCAAGUCGUCGCGAUCGUCAUCAGAGGGAGGAAAUAAUUGUGGAUGAAGUUGAUGAGGGUGUGGAAUUUUUAGGGGAAGCGGAUUUGAUAGUGGAGAAUUGGCGGAAUUCAAGUAGGGGUUUGGCAGAAGCGGAGGAUGUUAUAUCGAUUGACUCGGUUGAUUCUGCUGAUUUGGGCAAUGGUGGUGGGGUGCCUGUGGUUGGGGAGAGCGGAUUUCUUGAUUCCGCUCAAUCGAGUUCUUGCAUUGGGAAAUUAGGUAGGAGGCGCAAGGAUUAUUCCCAUGUUGAUUGUGAUGAAGGGGAUGUUUCUAGUUAUAAGCCAGUUGAUGUUAGUACUGUCUUGAACUCUGAUUCUACAAUGUGUAGGAAGAAAGAGGGUCCUCUUAAGAAUAGUGGGGCUCCUGUGUUUGUGCAGGAUGGAAGCAUUGGUGAAAGUAGUGGCUUCAAAUGUGACAGUGGAAAGAAGGUAAAUUUGACGUCCUCUCCUGGUGGAGAUAUGGUAGAAACCGGUGCCUGGAAGGUUGAUGAGGAACACAGCUACAUUGAAAUUACGGAUGUGUCAGAUGAGACGGAGACGUCCUCUAAUGUGGAUGAGAUGGAGACAUCCUCUAGUGAGGAUGAGAUGUCGUCCAGUGAGGAUAACAAUGCAGAUUCUGAGGAUGAGGAUUAUGUGGGCGAGAAGUCAACGAGUUCUGUUAGCACGGACAACUCAAGUUCUUCUAGUGAGGAGGAAGCAGGAGAUGGGAAAGACGCAAGCGAAUGUGAGAUUAUGAAAGAAGAAAGUGCUUUUGAUGGACCUCAAGAAGGGAAACCUGUGCCCAAUUUGAAAAGGAGGAAAGCAAGCCAAUGUGACAUUACAGAAGAAGAAAGCGCUUCUGACAGACCUCGAGAAGGGAUACCCGUGCCCGAUUUGAAGAAGAGGAAAGUAUUGGGUUUGAAAAUCCUGACUAGUUCUCCUAGAGGUGAAGAUGACGACAAAGAAAGUGAUGUUAAUGUCGGUGAAGAGCGCACUUGUGUGGCACUACGAACUCGAUCACAUUUUGGUAGGCAAGGGAGGGAUAUGAUGAAGGUUGGCACAUGCAGCCAUCCAAUCUGCCUUGAUGAUGAUGAUGAUCUUGGCUUAUCUCAUAAGUACUGUGUCAAAUGUGAAUUUCUCAUUAAUCCGGACAGUCACCAUGUAAGAGAAAAAACUUAUUUUGGUGCGAUGUCAAACUAUAGAAAAGCUAGAUCAAAGUCAGUUAGAGAUCAAUCUAUGGAUGUUAAAGAUGAUGACAUCUCUGAUAGUGAAAACCGCAACCCUGAAAGCUUUUCAUGCAAAUCCAUUAAGAGGAAAGCUGGUUCAAACAUUGAUGAUGGUGCUGAAUGUCCGCAAAAGGAAUGUGGAAAAGGUGAAGAUAUUCCAUCCAUGAAGAGAAAAGCUGGUUCAAACAUCGAUAAUGCUGCGGAAUGUCUACGAAGGGAAUGUGGGAAAGGUGAAGAUUUUCCAUUCCUAGCCAAGAGAAAGCGUGUUCGUUCUCCCCAAGAUGAUGAUGUCAUCAAAAUUCUGGUGGAUUCUAUUUGGGAUAAGGUGGAGAUAAGCCCCAAAAAAGCAGAUGCUUUUAGAGAUGCAACUUGUGAAGGAGAAACCAAUAGGCAAAGCAGUGGAUGCAUUCUUCCAUUGAAAUUUACUUUUGGAGAAGGGGAACCAGAGCAGCUGGAGAAAUCAGAUUACGAGAAAGAACUGGACAAGCUGUGGGAUGAGCUUGACUUUUGUCUCCGGACUCGUGAGAUCGACUCUUAUAAUGCCAAUCUGGUUGAAAGUAAAGAUGUUGACCCUCAGCCCGACUUUGAUAGAGUGACCCUUUGUAGUCAGGGGAAUCAUGAGUUUAUUCUCGAUGAAGAAAUUGGAGUCAGAUGCAAACAGUGCUUCUUUCUGAAGCUGGAGAUCAAAUAUCAUGCACCAUCAUUAAGUACUGAUCCUCUGGAAAAGUCAGGGCGAAGAGUCUGUGGUAGAUAUUACCAUGAGGACUAUUUGCUUGAAAAACUUCGCUCUCAAGACUCCAGUUGCGAUCUCCAAGCUGGCCUUCCCUCAGCCAAUGUGCAUGGUACGGUUUGGGACUUAAUUCCUGGCGUAAGAAGCAACUUGUAUCCACAUCAACGUGAAGGCUUUGAGUUCAUUUGGAAGAAUAUAGCAGGAGGAAUUCAGCUUGAUGAGCUGAGAAAGCAAACAACAGUUGGCUGCGAUGGUGGAUGUAUCAUAUCACAUGCUCCUGGAACGGGAAAGUCUCGGCUGACUAUCGUUUUUCUUCAAACGUAUAUGGAACUGUUUCCACGUUGCAGGCCUGUGAUCAUUGCUCCUCGGAGCAUGCUCCUCACGUGGGAAGAAGAGUUUCAAAAGUGGAACAAGGAUAUAGCAUUUCAUAAUCUCAACAAUCCCGAGUUUUCUGGGAAGGAAAGUAAGACAGCUAUGAGUCUUUUAAGGCUACAUAAAAUUGGGGACCCGAGCAAAAAAUAUGUUCGUAUGGCGAAGCUGUAUUCGUGGAGGAAAGAAAGCAGCAUCCUGGGAAUAAGUUACGCACUCUUCAGGUCCCUUACGGGGCAAAAUAGGAAAGACGGUACGCCUCGAAAUAAAACUGAAGAUGAGCAGGGGAAAAUACUUCUAAAGAUUCCUGAUCUUUUAGUCCUUGAUGAAGGACAUACUCCUCGCAAUGACCGGAGCCUGCUCUGGAAGGCUUUGUGUAAAGUGGAAACGCAAAGACGCAUCAUUCUGUCCGGAACUCCUUUCCAGAAUAAUUUUGAUGAGCUCUUUAAUACCCUCUGCUUGGCGAGGCCAAAAUUUGCUGAAAGAAUUUCAUUGGGACGCUUUGGCAAUUUCCCUAGAAAGCGUGGACGCAAAAGAAGCAAGUUGAGAGGGGAGUGGGAUGUGAUGACCCAAUCCAUAGUGAAAAAGAAAAACGAUGGACUAGAAAAGCUCAAAGCUAUGAUUGACCCAUUCGUGCAUGUACACAAAGGUACCAUACUUAAAGAAAGACUUCCUGGGUUGCGGGACUCUGUGAUUGUUCUCCGGCCAGGGGAAUUACAGAAGAGCCUCCUUGGUAAUGUGCAAAGUGUGAAGAACACAUUUUCGUUGAGUCACCUUGUCUCCUCAAUAUCCGUUCAUCCAUUUCUCUUCUCUCAGUGCUCUGUAUCUGAGAGUGAAGGGUUAACAGUUGACAGAAGUAACUUAGAAAGCCUUAGAGAGAAACCCGAAGCUGGGGUCAAAACCAGAUUUCUAAUGGAACUCAUCCGUCUUAGUGAGGCAAUGCAUGAGAAGGUCCUGGUUUUUAGCCAAUUCAUUGAUCCCUUGACCUUCAUAAGGGACCUGCUCAAGUCCACUUUUCAUUGGGCGGAUGGCAAGGAACUCUUAUACAUGGAUGGACAGGCUGACAUCAAGCAGCGCCAAUCCUCCAUUAAUGCCUUCAAUGACCCAACGAGUGAAGUGAGGGUGUUGCUUGCUUCUACAAGAGCAUGUUCCGAAGGGAUUAAUCUGGUGGGCGCUUCUAGGGUCGUGUUACUGGAUGUUGUGUGGAAUCCGUCAGUUGAGAGGCAGGCCAUAAGCCGUGCCUACAGACUUGGACAGGAGAAUGUGGUCUAUAUUUAUCAUCUGAUUACUUCCGGGACAAUAGAGGCUGAGAAAUACUGUCGACAAGUGGAGAAAGACAGAUUGUCUGAGUUGGUGUUCGCCUCAUCGGAUCCUGGGCAAAAAGUCACAUCGGCAGGACCGGAUGAUAAAAUUCUGGAAGAGCUGAUACAUCAUCCUAACCUCAGCGAUAUGUUUGAAAGGAUUAUUCACCAGCCCAAGGAGUCUAACUUGAUCGAGACAUUUAAUUUGGUGGACGUUUCACAGGCAUCUGUUUAGGAUGUCUUUGUACAGAUUGUUUCCAGUUUUCCGGAAGGCAAAAAGCUACAAACUAUGGUCUUUUACUUAUAGUUCUCUUCUGCUUUGGGUUGGGGUUCUAAAGACAUCUUGGUGGACCAUUCACAGACAUCUGUUGAGGAUGUCUUUGUGCAGAUUCUACCAGUUUAGGGGAAGGAAAAAAGCUACAAAUUCUGGUCUUUUACUUAUAGUUCUCUUCUGUUUUGGGUUGGGGUUCCGAAGACAUUAUGGUUUGUGAGGUCCCUGACUAUUCUUUUGUAGAUAUACAGAUGUUUAGAUGACACCACCAAUGUGUGGCGGUCGCUCCCCUUGAGAAAUGAAAUUUCUGCUGUCCAUCUUA
Rhodamnia argentea is the source of this 4449-nucleotide messenger RNA. Its product is annotated as SNF2 domain-containing protein CLASSY 4-like. Lineage: Eukaryota; Viridiplantae; Streptophyta; Magnoliopsida; Myrtales; Myrtaceae. Gene Ontology annotation, molecular function: ATP-dependent chromatin remodeler activity; ATP binding. The record is from RefSeq and is a predicted model, not a curated record. Bases 168 to 4091 code for a protein of 1307 amino acids. Gene Ontology annotation, biological process: gene silencing by siRNA-directed DNA methylation. The transcript is spliced from 4 exons.